AUGGCUGAAUUUCUCAUCAAAGACGAGGACCUGGCCGGCCUCAAGGGCAAGGUGGCGAUUGUAACAGGUGGAUCAUCGGGCAUCGGCCUCGCCACAGUCAACACGCUGCUUUCCCAGGGCGCCUCCGUCGUCAAUGCAGACGUUCAACCGCCGGCGCAGCAGCCUGAGAGCGCCUACACGUUUGUGAAGACCGAUGUGACCAUCUGGGCUGACCAAAUCGCCCUCUUCAAGAAAGCCAAGGAAGUGUACGGACGCAUUGAUCAUGUCUUUGCCAACGCUGGUGUUGGCCCUCGCGCCAACUACCUCUCAACGGAAGUGGACGAGAACGGCGAUCUGAAGGAGCCCACGCACCAGCUGCUGGAUGUCAGCCUCACCGGUGUGAUGCACACGGCGACGAUUGCGAUAUACUACAUGCGCCAACAGGCCGAGGGCGGCAGCAUCGUCAUCAACGGCUCUACGACGGGUCUCCAACGGCUUCGUGCCGUGGACUAUGCUACGGCCAAACACGCCGUGCUGGGAUUCGGACGUGGUCUCAUACCGCUCAUCCAAUCCGCCAACUUGCCCAUCCGAGUCAACACCUUGGCGCCGACGUGGGCGGAUAGCAGCGUGCUUCCGGACCUAAAAGGUCUCAUGGCCAAGAUCGGCGUCGAGAUUCAGACCGCUGAGGCCGUUGCCCGCGGCGCGGCGUAUCUGAUGGCCGAUGCCUCCCGCAACGGAAACGUGAUCCAUGUGCAACUUGGGAAGUACAAGGAGAUUGACGAGGCUGUGCUCCUCCCCGCUUUUGAGUCUAUCAAGGGCCCUGAUUACCCUGGCGAAGACGAGGUUCUACGUCGUCUGCAGGAGGUUAUGAUGGCUGGUUGA
Molecule: messenger RNA, 861 nt
Organism: Colletotrichum orchidophilum
Lineage: Eukaryota; Fungi; Ascomycota; Sordariomycetes; Glomerellales; Glomerellaceae
Product: short-chain dehydrogenase
Exons: 2
Coding region: 1-861 (286 amino acids)
Source: RefSeq, a predicted model, not a curated record